CAUGAAUUCCAAUAUUGAACUUCGAUUAACUCUCCGUCAGCUUCACAACACCCUCAAUUGACGCCGCGAUCAAACCAACUCUUCACGGUGGCCUUAGGUGACAUUCCGCGAUGAAGGCCGUGAUCGCCGUCCCUGCGACGCUCGCCCUCGUUUAUCGGGCUUAUUCUCACAAUUCCCUAACACCACUUGGUAUUGUAACCGCUGCGUUGACUGCUGCUGCCCAUGCCGUUCACCCCUGGAAUCUACCCUUCGUUCUCCUCUGCGUCUUUUUCCUAGCCGGUACUCGUGUCACCAAGAUAAAAGCAAAUGUCAAAGCAGGCCUUACGCUCCACUCCCAGGGGAGUACCGGAGGCGAAGGCCCAAGAACACACGUUCAAGUGCUUGCGAACUCUCUGAUGGGCUCUAUUCUAACCCUUUUGCACGCUUACCAGCUAAGUGCACGGAGAGAUGCGGCAGUUAUCAAUAAGGAGGUUCCCGAUGGCUCGUUCUGUUAUAGAUGGGGUGGCGAUCUACUAGUCCUUGGUGUGAUCGCCAAUUAUGCCGCCGUUUGCGCUGAUACUUUCUCCUCCGAGCUCGGCAUAUUAUCCCGCACCCCCCCGAGAUUGAUUACUUCUUUUUCCCUGCGUAGGGUGCCUCCAGGUACAAACGGAGGCGUUACGUUAUGGGGAUUGUUCGCAGGCUUCUUGGGAUCUGUGAUCAUCGUCACUAGCGCUUUGUUGUUUCUUCCGUUUUGUGGCGAGGAUACCAAGGGUAACGUUGGCGGCGGCAAGAGCUGGACUACUGGCCAGAAAGUUACGCUUGCAUGUGCAUUGAGCUUAUGGGGUGCGUUAGGUAGUCUGCUGGACAGUUUACUUGGAGGCUGGUUCCAGAGAAGCGUCCGAGACGUGCGCUCAGGAAAAAUUGUCGAGGGAGAAGGGGGCUCUCGCGUAUUAACGUCUCUGUCAGGCACUGAACCUUAUAAGCGCCAGGAUAUGAAAGUGAACGCUAGUACUGCCACAAAAGCUAGUAUACUCCAUGGAGAAGGAGAGAAUGCUGUCGAGAGCCGAACGGAUCCAUCCCAAGUUGUUGUGGGCGACUCUUCCAAGGAUCCCUACGAUCCGAAAGAUAAGCAUCGAAUUUCUCAUUUUGGCGAUCGGAAGCCUACGCGUGUGACGGAGAGCGGCUUUGACUUACUAGACAAUAAUGAUGUCAAUUUCCUAAUGGCCUUUACAAUGAGCGUCGGCGCUGUUGUUAUCGCUGGUUGGUAUUGGCAUGUACCUCUGAGGGAUAUUCUGAAAGUCUGAAUUCGGUACAAAGGAAGACGAGAGAUAUAGGAACUAGAUGGCAAUUGACCAUGGCUCAUGAUACUCUACGUUUGUCUGUUUAAUCAACCCCUCUUGUUCGUUAGCCUCUUAGCAUAACUACGACGGCGCUAUGCGGUUUGUCCAUAUCAUGACAAUACCAUAAAGGUCUCUUAUAACCUUA
This is a messenger RNA of Daldinia caldariorum, 1464 nucleotides long. Its product is annotated as integral membrane protein DUF92-domain-containing protein. Bases 111 to 1283 code for a protein of 390 amino acids. Gene Ontology annotation, cellular component: membrane. The transcript has a single exon. NCBI's taxonomy places the organism in Eukaryota, Fungi, Ascomycota, Sordariomycetes, Xylariales, Hypoxylaceae. The record is from RefSeq and is a predicted model, not a curated record.